Dermatophagoides pteronyssinus (European house dust mite) is the source of this 1931-nucleotide messenger RNA. Its product is annotated as monocarboxylate transporter 12-like. Gene Ontology annotation, molecular function: monocarboxylic acid transmembrane transporter activity. The record is from RefSeq and is a predicted model, not a curated record. Gene Ontology annotation, biological process: transmembrane transport; monocarboxylic acid transport. Lineage: Eukaryota; Metazoa; Arthropoda; Arachnida; Sarcoptiformes; Pyroglyphidae.
GUCAAUUUGAAAAUGUUAACGAUAAACAUUUAACCAUUGAAGAUUAUCGUUGACCAAAACAAAACUGAAAAAAAACCAGAAAAAAUCGAAUAAAAUCCAAUUGAAAAAAAUGGCUGUUAAAAACGUUCGAUCGGGUCGUUCAUAUCAACCAUGUCCACCGGAUGGUGGUUGGGGUUGGUUGGUUGUAUUCGGUUCAUUCAUGUUACAUGUUAUUGCUGAUGGUAUUAUCUAUAGUUUUGGUUUAUUUUAUUAUGAAUUGGAUAAACAUUUUGGUGAAAGUAAAACAGCAACAUCGAUGGUUGUUUCCAUUAUGAAUGGUACAACAUAUUGUAUUGGACCGAUUGCAAGCGCUUUAACCAUCAAAUUUGGUUGUCGUAUUGUAACGAUUGUUGGUGCAAUAUUUGCUAGUUUAGGAUUUUUUCUCAGUACAUUUGCAACGAAUAUAUUUACAUUAUAUGGAACGAUCGGUAUCUGUGCUGGAUUUGGUUUUGGAUUAAUGUAUUUACCGGCAAUUGUUAUUGUAACAUCAUAUUUUGAAAAAAGACGUGCAUUCGCCACUGGAAUUGCUGUUUGUGGUUCAGGAAUCGGUACGGCUAUAAUGAGUCCAUUGAUUGAAUAUAUUAUCAAUCUUUAUGGAUGGAAAGGUGCUAUGUUAAUCAUUUCAGCAUUAUUAAUAAAUUGUACAAUUUUUGGUGCAUUAUUUAAACCGGUACCAUUAACAUUAACACCGUCAUCAUCAUCGAUACCACCAAUCGAUAUUUCAACAACUAUCGAUACUAUUCAAACAUCGAAUAGUAACCAACAUUCGAAUCGGAUUACGAAUGAUGAUGAUGAUAAUGAUAAUCAAAUUGAAUUAAACAAUGAAUCAAUGUUGAUUUGUUUGGAAAAUUCAAAAUCACUACAACAACAACAAAGUUCAAUGGAAAUUCAUACACAAAAAUCUACAACGGGCGAAGAAUCAUUGAAUAAUGAUAAUGAUGAUUUUAUUGUCAAACAACGUUCAUAUUCAUUUACACCGGGAUUUUUAUAUCGUGAAGAUUCAUUUUAUAGUGGUAGUUUAAUGAAUAUCAACAAUAAUAAAUCGGAUGGAAAAUUUAGUAACAGCACCAGCAACAAUAAUCAUUAUCGUAUGGAACGCAUAAAUAAACAUAAAACAAAUAGUGAUUGUUAUCUAUUUAAAAAAUUCAAUUUUCCUGAUGAAAUCAAAGAAAAUUUUUGCGAAAUGAUCGAUUUAAGUUUGAUGCGUAAUGAAAUUUUUCUAAUAUUUUCAGUGUCAAAUUUUUUAACAAGUAUUGGUUAUCAUAUACCAUUUAUAUUUUUGAAAGAUUGGAUUGUUGAUAAUCGUAUUGGAUCGCCACAAGAAACUGGAUUUUUUACAUCAAUUAUCGGCUUGUUUAGUACAAUUAGUCGUUUAGUUUUUGGUUAUAUUUCGGAUCAUUCAUUUGUUAAUCGUCUUUGGUUAUAUACUAUUUCGGUUACAUUUUGUGGAAUAGUUAUUAUUUCGAAUACAGUGGCUACAACUUAUAAAUUAUUGGCAAUUUUUUGUGCAUUUUUUGGUAUUACAUGUGGAACCUAUGUAAGCCUAACAUCGGUUGUUCUUGUCGAUCUUUUGAGUUUGGAAAAAUUAACCAAUGCAUUUGGUUUAAUACUUUUGUUUCAAGGUGUUGCCUCAAUUUUAGGACCAUUAUUUAUUGGAUUCAUCUAUGAUCUAUCUGGAGCUUAUGAUACUGGUUUUUUAGUUAUCGGAUCAUUGGUUACAUUAAGUGGAUUAAUGUUAAUACUGAUACCGAUUUGUAAUCAUUUUAAAUCAUUGAAAAAAUUAUUUUUAUAUUAAUCUUUUUUUUCCUUGAUGAUGCUGGUGAUAACUUUUUUGUUUUCGGUCAAAAAAGCAAACUUUUCCCCUUCAAAUUUCAUGGCACGAUUUUGUUUAU